UUACACUUUUUUCCCUUGUCUAUAAAGAAUGAGGGUCUACUGUUUGUGGAUGUCUUUGGGAGUCUGUUGAUGCACCUGUUGACAGAGGAGAAACCCUGAGCGUUUAAGAAUGGACAAAUUUGCAGCGAUGAAGACUGAUGAUGCUCAGUAUUGUGUGGACAACUACAAAAGAGUUGAAGACAGGACUGGGCCGAACUGCGAAGACUCGUCUCAGACGAGUUUAACAGACGGACAGAGCCCAGACCUGCAGCAGGCCGAGAAAAUCUCUGCCAUGAAGUACAGAAGAUGCAGCUCCCCCAGGCCUCGUCUCGGUGGGGUGAAAGCUCGUCACAAAAGGCAGGUACUCCAGGACAUGGCUCGGCCGCUGAAACAUUGGCUGUACAAGCACCGAGACAACCCUUACCCAACAAAAACCGAGAAGGUUCUUCUCGCCCUGGGUUCACACAUGACACUAGUGCAGGUUUCCAACUGGUUUGCAAACGCCCGGCGAAGGCUGAAGAACACGGUGAGGCAGCCAGACCUGAGCUGGGCGCUGAGAAUCAAGCUCUACAAUAAAUACAUCCAGGGAAAUGCUGAGAGGCUGAGUGUGUGCAGUGACGAUACAAACUCAGACGAUGAAGAGUGCACCCUACCGACUCCAAUCGCCCAAUCAAACUUUGGCGGCUCGUCAUACCGCCGAAGCCUACUUGAGAAACAGGCCAGCGUCCUCGCCGGGGCAGACUGCUCCAACGAAGAUGACGGCACGUCUCCUCCAUCCAAGUACAAGAGCAGCUUGCUGAACCGCUACCUGAACGACACCUUGCGACAUAUGAUGGCGGCAAAAGCUGACGCCAUUGCCUCCGCUCGCGGGAAGAGAUGCCUUUCCCAAUCGUUCAGUUCCAACGAAUGCGAUCGAGAUGUUGUCUCGCCAGAUUCUUCUUCAGAAGCAGAGGCCAACUUCAUCUACAGCACGGAUACAACUGACAACACUUCAAUUAAAAGUUGCAGGGGCCAGCUGCGGAGCCGAAACCCACCGAGAAAAGACGGCCAGGGCUGGAGGGAGAUCCACGCCGCCGUGGCUCUCACCAGCCUGGCCCAGGGCAAGAGCUGCAAGGCGGCUCAGUGCGCCGACCCGGCACCCGGCGCCGCCACGGGGGAGAGCCGCACCGCGGAGCCUUUCUCCGUAGCGAAAGCCAGCCUCACGGGCAGGCUGUGUGUGACGGGAGCCGUGUCGGCCCAGAAGCGGAGCGCGGGGACCGCCCUCACCAGCCGCAUCAUCCAGAAAUCGUCUCACAUCUCUGAGGUCCAGACUGUCAAAACCCCCCUGGCAAACACCGGGUAGGCACUGAACGCCGUGUUCCACUCGCCGCCGGCCAAAGUGCCUCGUAGUGUACACAGUGUACAGGCCUAAUGUUUUACACCUUUCUAAUUAUGUUAUAUACUGUAACAUCUAAUUAGCACCCCGAAGAGUGAAUGCAAAUAAUGCCUGCUUGCUUUGCUACGCCCUACGUGACCUUCGUGUUCCAUAACUUAUAAGAACUGUCAAGACACCGGAGAAUCCUCCCGUGAUGA
Gambusia affinis (western mosquitofish) is the source of this 1551-nucleotide messenger RNA. Its product is annotated as homeobox protein Mohawk-like. The transcript has 6 exons. Lineage: Eukaryota; Metazoa; Chordata; Actinopteri; Cyprinodontiformes; Poeciliidae. Gene Ontology annotation, molecular function: DNA-binding transcription factor activity, RNA polymerase II-specific; RNA polymerase II cis-regulatory region sequence-specific DNA binding. Bases 110 to 1321 code for a protein of 403 amino acids. Gene Ontology annotation, cellular component: nucleus. Gene Ontology annotation, biological process: muscle organ development; regulation of transcription by RNA polymerase II; cell development. The record is from RefSeq and is a predicted model, not a curated record.